GUCAGCCCAUGUGGCGUGGCCGCGCGGGGAUGGCCGCGGUUUAAAUAGCGCCGGCGCGGCCUAGAGGGAGCCAGAGAGACGGCAGCGGCGCCCCCCGAGCUCCUCCGCCGCGCUCCGCCCUCGCCGCCCGUCUGCACCGGAGCCCCAUCCAGAGAAGAGCCAUGGAGGAGGUGGUGAUUGCCGGCAUGGCCGGGAAGCUACCGGAGUCAGAGAACCUGCAGGAGUUUUGGGACAACCUCAUAGGUGGUGUGGACAUGAUCACAGAUGAUGACCGACGGUGGAAGGCUGGAAUCUAUGGACUACCCAGGCGGUCUGGCAAGUUGAAGGACCUGUCCAAGUUCGAUGCCACCUUCUUUGGGGUCCACCCAAAGCAGGCACACACAAUGGACCCCCAGCUCCGCCUGCUGUUGGAAGUUGCCUAUGAGGCUAUUGUGGACGGAGGCAUCAACCCAGCCUCACUGCGAGGAACAAACACUGGUGUCUGGGUGGGUGUGAGUGGCUCCGAAGCAGCAGAGGCCCUGAGUCGAGACCCCGAGACACUCUUGGGCUACAGCAUGGUGGGCUGCCAGCGUGCAAUGAUGGCCAACCGGCUCUCCUUCUUCUUCGACUUUAAAGGGCCCAGCAUUGCCCUAGACUCAGCCUGCUCCUCCAGCCUGCUAGCACUACAGAACGCCUUCCAGGCCAUCCGCAGCGGGGAGUGCCCUGCUGCCAUUGUGGGUGGCAUCAACGUGCUGCUGAAGCCCAACACCUCUGUGCAAUUCAUGAAGCUGGGCAUGCUUAGCCCUGAAGGUGCCUGCAAGGCCUUCGAUGUGUCAGGGAACGGGUACUGCCGUGCUGAAGCAGUGGUGGCCGUCCUGCUGACCAAGAAGUCCAUGGCCCAGCGGAUCUAUGCCACUAUAUUGAAUGCUGGUACCAACACGGACGGCUUCAAAGAGCAAGGCGUGACCUUUCCCUCUGGAGAGGCCCAGGAAGAACUCAUCCGCUCCCUGUACCAGCCAGCUGGGCUGUGUCCUGAAUCCCUUGAGUACAUUGAAGCCCAUGGCACAGGCACCAAGGUGGGCGACCCCCAGGAAGUCAACGGUAUUGUACGAGCCCUGUGCACCUCCCGCCAUGACCCUUUGUUGAUUGGAUCCACCAAGUCCAACAUGGGACACUCUGAACCUGCCUCUGGGCUCUCAGCCCUGGUGAAGGUGCUGCUGUCUUUGGAGCAUGGGGUUUGGGCCCCCAACUUGCACUUUCACGACCCCAACCCCGAGAUCCCAGGACUGCAGAAUGGACAGCUGAAGGUGGUGGACCAGCCCCUGCCAGUCCGCGGUGGUAACGUGGCCAUCAACUCCUUUGGCUUUGGAGGUUCCAAUGUGCACGUCAUCCUUCAGCCCAACACACAGCAGCCUUCUGCACCUGCCCCCCACCACGCCCUGCCCCGACUGCUGCAGGCUUGUGGGCGCACCGAGGAGGCUGUGCAGAGCCUGCUGGAGCACGGCCGGCAGCACAGCCGGAACUUGACCUUCGUGGGCAUGCUCAACAACAUCUCAGCCACCUCCACCUCGACCAUGCCCUUUAGGGGCUACACGGUGCUGGGUGUUGAAGGCAGUGUCCAGGAGGUGCAGCAGGUGUCUGCCAGCAAGCGCCCGCUCUGGUUCAUCUGCUCAGGGAUGGGUACACAGUGGUGCAGGAUGGGGUUGAGCCUCAUGCGCCUGGGCAGCUUCCGCGAGUCCAUUUUGCGCUCUGACGACGCUGUGAAGCCACUGGGCCUGAAGGUUUCGGACUUGCUGCUGAGCACCGAUGAGAACACCUUUGAUGACAUCGUGCAUGCCUUUGUGAGCCUCACAGCUAUCCAGAUUGCGCUCAUAGACUUGCUGACCUCUGUGGGCCUGAAACCUGACGGCAUCAUCGGCCACUCCCUAGGGGAAGUGGCCUGUGGCUAUGCAGAUGGCUGUCUGUCCCAGAGGGAGGCUGUGCUUGCAGCUUACUGGAGAGGCCAGUGCAUCAAGGAGGCCAACCUGCCACCUGGCACCAUGGCGGCUGUUGGCUUGUCCUGGGAGGAGUGUAAGCAGCGCUGCCCCCCCGGCGUUGUGCCCGCCUGCCACAAUUCCGAAGACACGGUGACCAUCUCCGGACCUCAGGCCACAGUGAGUGAGUUCGUGGAGCAGCUGAAGCAGGAGGGAGUGUUUGCCAAAGAGGUGCGGACAGGCGGUCUAGCCUUCCACUCCUACUUCAUGGAGGGCAUCGCCCCCACACUGCUGAAGGCUCUCAAGAAGGUGAUCGUGGAGCCGCGGCCACGCUCUUCCCGUUGGCUCAGCACCUCCAUCCCUGAGGCACAGUGGCACAGCAGCCUGGCCCGCACGUCCUCGGCGGAGUACAAUGUGAACAACCUGGUGAGCCCUGUGCUCUUCCAGGAAGCUCUGUGGCACAUCCCUGAGCAUGCCGUGGUGCUAGAGAUCGCACCCCAUGCACUGCUGCAGGCCGUCUUGAGGCGGGGUGUGAAGCCCAGCUGCACCAUCAUCCCCCUGAUGAAGAAGGACCAGAAGGACAACCUGGAGUUCUUCCUCAACCACCUGGGCAAGGUGCAUCUCACAGGUAUUGAUGUCAACCCUGAUGCCUUGUUCCCGCCUGUGGAGCUCCCGGCUCCCCGAGGGACCCCCCUCAUCUCCCCUCACAUCAAGUGGGACCACAGCCAGACCUGGGAUGUUCCAGCUGCCGGAGACUUCCCCAACGGCUCCAACUCCUCCUCUGCCACAGUGUACAACAUAGACGCCAGUCCCGAGUCUGCUGAUCACUAUCUGGUGGACCAUUACAUCGAUGGGCGGGUGAUCUUCCCCGCCACUGGAUACCUGUGCCUGGUGUGGAAGACACUAGCCCGCAGCUUGGGCCUGUCCCCGGAGCAGAUGCCCGUGGUGUUUGAGGAUGUGACACUGCAUCAGGCCACCAUACUGCCCAAGACAGGGACAGUGCCCCUGGAAGUGCGGCUGCUGGAGGCCUCCCGUGCCUUCGAGGUUUCUGAGAAUGGCAACCUGAUAGUGAGUGGGAAGGUGUACCAGUGGGAGGAGCCCGAUGCAAAGGUUCUGACAUCAGAAGACCCGUGCUCCAUCGACCCUGCGCCUGUCUCCCACCUGACCCGGGAAGACGUGUACAAGGAGCUGCGGCUGCGUGGCUACAGUUACGGUCCUCACUUCCAGGGCAUCCUGGAGGCCAGCCUCGAAGGUGAAUGCGGCAAGCUGCUGUGGAAGGACAACUGGGUGACCUUUCUGGAUGCAAUGCUACAGGUGUCCGUUCUCAGCAGCAGCCAGCGUACUCUGCGUCUACCCACCCGGGUCACUUCUAUCUAUAUUGACCCAGUGGCCCACCUGCAGAAGGUCUACAAGCUACAGGGGGAGACUCAAGUGGUUGACGUGACAACAAACCUCGCUCUGGGCUGCACGGUGGCUGGUGGUGUCCGGAUCUCACAACUCCACGUGACCGCAGUCCCACGGCGGCAGCAGGAACACCUGGUGCCCACCCUGGAGAAGUUCUCUUUCACCCCCUACAUGGAGACGGGUUGCCUGUCUGAGGAUGCCACCCUGCAGGAGGAGCUGCAGCUGUGCCAGGGGUUGGCAAAGGCUCUUGAGACCAAGACCCCCCAGCAGGGUCUGAAGGUGACGGUACCUGGGCUAGAGGAGCCCCGGCAGCAAGGGCUGCCUCAGCUGCUGACAGCCGCCCGCCAGCUGCAGCUCAAUGGAAACCUGCAGCUCGAGCUGGGCCGGACACGGGCCCUGUUAGCCGAGGACCCCCUGGUCUGCGGCCUCCUCAACUCCCAGGCCCUCAAGGCCUGUGUGGACACAGCCCUAGAGAACCUACCCAGCCUCAAGAUGAAGGUGGGGGAGGUGCUGGCUGCUGAGGGUCACCUGUAUUCCCGCAUCCCUGCUCUGCUCAACACCCAGCCCAUGCUGCAGCUCGACUACACGGCCACCGACCGCAGCCCCCAGGUCCUGGAGGGCGUCCAGGCCAAACUGCAGCAGCACCAUGUCACCCAGGGCCAGUGGGACCCUGUCGACCCUGCCCCUGGCAACCUGGGCGUGUUUGACCUCCUGGUGUGUAACUGUGCAGUGGCAGCCCUGGGUGAUGCAGCCCUGGCCCUGGGCAACAUGGCAGCUGCCCUCAAAGAGGGAGGCUUCCUGCUGUUGCACACAGUGCUCAAAGGGCACACCCUUGGAGAGACCUUGGCCUGCCUCCCCUCAGAGCUGCAGCCCGGACCCAGCCUCCUGAGCCAGGAAGAGUGGGAGAGCCUGUUCUCGAGAGCGGCACUGCACCUGGUGGGCCUGAAGAAGUCAUUCUACGGCUCUGCGCUCUUUCUGUGUCGUCGGGCCGUCCCACAGGACAGCCCCAUCUUCUUCCCUGUGGAGGACACCAGCUUCCAGUGGGUGGACUCUCUGAAGAACGUUCUGGCUUCGUCAUCUUCCCGGCCUGUGUGGCUGACAGCCACAGACUGCCCCACUUCUGGUGUGGUGGGCUUGGUGACCUGUCUCCGCAGAGAGCCUGGUGGGCAGCGGAUUCGAUGCAUCCUGCUGUCCAACCUCAGCAGUGGCUCUCCCAUCCCCAAGAUGGACCCUGGCUCUGCAGAGCUGCAGAAGGUGCUGCAGGGGGAUCUCGUGAUGAACGUGUACCGGGACGGGGCCUGGGGGGCCUUCCGCCAUUUCCCGCUGGAGCAGGACAAGCCCGAGGAGCAGACAGCACAUGCCUUCGUAAGUGUCCUCACCCGAGGGGACCUUGCCUCCAUCCGUUGGGUCUGCUCUCCCCUGAGACACGCACAGCCCAGCAGCCCUGAAAUGCAGCUCUGCUCUGUCUACUAUGCUUCACUCAACUUCCGAGACAUCAUGCUUGCCACGGGCAAGCUGUCCCCUGAUGCCAUCCCAGGGAAACGGGCAGACCAGGAUUGUAUGCUGGGCAUGGAGUUCUCAGGCCGAGACAGCAGAGGCCAGCGUGUGAUGGGUUUGGUGCCUGCGGAAGGCCUAGCCACCUCGGUUAUGGUGACAUCAGACUUCCUCUGGGACGUGCCUUCCAACUGGACCCUGGAGGAGGCAGCCUCUGUACCUGUUGUCUACACCACUGCCUACUAUGCCCUACUAGUGCGCGGGCGUAUGCGGCGUGGGGAAUCUGUGCUCAUCCACUCAGGCUCAGGUGGCGUGGGUCAGGCUGCCAUCACCAUCGCCCUCAGCCUGGGCUGCCGUGUCUUCACCACCGUGGGCUCGGCUGAGAAGCGGGCAUAUCUCCAGGCCAGGUUCCCCCAACUAGAUGACACCAGCUUUGCAAACUCACGGGACACAUCGUUCGAGCAGCAUGUGCUGCGGCACACGGGUGGCAAGGGUGUCAACCUGGUCCUCAACUCUCUGGCGGAAGAGAAGCUCCAAGCCAGCGUGAGGUGCCUAGCACAGCACGGCCGCUUCCUGGAGAUAGGCAAAUUUGAUCUUUCCAAUAACCACCCACUGGGCAUGGGCAUCUUUCUGAAGAACGUCACCUUCCACGGCAUCCUACUGGAUGCUCUCUUUAAGCAUGGCGACGCUGACUGGCAGGAGGUGUCGGCAUUGCUGAAAGCUGGCAUCCGUGAGGGCGUCGUGCAGCCCCUCAAGUGCACUGUGUUCCCCAAGGCCCAGGUGGAGGACGCCUUCCGCUACAUGGCCCAGGGGAAGCACAUUGGCAAAGUCCUUGUGCAGGUGUGUGAGGAGGAGCCAGAGGCUGUGGUGUCUGGGGUUCAGCCUACCCUGAUGUCCGCCAUCUCCAAGACCUUCUGCCCUGCUCACAAAAGCUACAUCAUCACUGGUGGCCUGGGUGGUUUUGGCCUUGAGCUGGCCCAGUGGCUCAUGUUGCGGGGGGCCCGGAAGCUCGUGUUGACCUCCCGCUCUGGAAUCCGCACAGGCUACCAGGCCAAGCAGGUCCGAGAGUGGAGGCGCCAGGGUGUGCACGUGCUGGUUUCCACCAGCAAUGUCAGCUCUCUGGAGGGAGCCCGCGCCCUCAUUGCCGAGGCCACACAGCUUGGGCCUGUGGGAGGAGUCUUCAACCUGGCCAUGGUCUUGAGAGACGCCAUGAUGGAGAACCAGACCCCAGAGUCCUUCCAGGAUGUCAACAAGCCCAAAUACCGUGGCACCCUGAACCUGGACAGGGUGACCCGCGAAGCCUGCCCUGAGCUGGACUAUUUUGUGGCCUUCUCCUCUGUGAGCUGUGGGCGCGGUAACGCCGGUCAGACCAACUACGGCUUCGCCAACUCCACCAUGGAGCGCAUAUGCGAGCAGCGCCGGCACGAUGGCCUCCCAGGCCUCGCCGUGCAGUGGGGAGCCAUCGGUGAUGUGGGCAUCAUCCUGGAGGCAAUGGGCACCAAUGACACAGUCAUCGGCGGCACGCUGCCACAACGCAUUGCUUCCUGCUUGGAGGUGCUGGACCUCUUCCUGAACCAGCCCCAUGCCGUCCUGAGCAGCUUUGUGCUGGCCGAGAAGAAGGCAGUGGCCCACCAUGAUGGGGAAGGCCAGCGGGACCUAGUGAAAGCCGUGGCACACAUUCUGGGCAUCCGUGACCUGACAGGUGUCAACCUGGACAGCUCCUUGGCAGACCUGGGCCUGGACUCGCUCAUGGGUGUGGAGGUGCGCCAGACCCUGGAGCGGGAGCACGACCUAGUGCUGCCCAUGCGCGAGGUGCGGCAGCUCACACUGCGGAAGCUGCAGGAGCUGUCCUCCAGAACCAGCCCGGCUGGUGAGCCGACGGCCCCCAGCUCCAAGGGGAACCACCUAGCCCCGAAGGAGGCCCUGCUGAACCUGAGCACCCUGUUGGUGAACCCUGAGGGCCCCACCCUGACAAAGCUCAAUACGGUGCAGAGCUCUGAGCGCCCUCUGUUCUUGGUGCACCCCAUUGAGGGCUCCACCACUGUGUUCCUCAGCCUGGCUUCCAAGCUCAGUGUGCCCACCUAUGGCUUGCAGUGCACCCGAGCGGCACCGCUGGACAGCAUCCCAAGCCUGGCCGCCUAUUACAUCGACUGCAUCAAGCAAGUGCAGCCCGAGGGUCCCUACCGCCUGGCCGGCUACUCCUAUGGGGCCUGUGUGGCCUUUGAGAUGUGCUCCCAGUUGCAGGCCCAGCAGGGCCUUGCCCCCGCCCACAACAGCCUCUUCCUGUUUGACGGCUCUCACACCUAUGUGGUGGCCUACACCCAGAGCUAUCGAGCAAAGAUGACCCCAGGAUGUGAGGCCGAGGCCGAGGCCGAAGCCAUCUGCUACUUCAUCAAGCAGUUCAUUGAUGCAGAGCACAAGAAGGUGCUGCAGGACCUCCUGCAGCUCAAGACCCUGGAGGAACGUGUGGCUGUUGCCGUUGAUCUCAUCUCCAAGAGCCACCACAGCCUGGACCGCCGUGAGCUGAGCUUUGCAGCCCAGUCCUUCUACCACAAGCUGCGAGCGGCUGACCAGUAUAAGCCCAAGGCCAAGUACCAUGGCAACGUGACACUGCUUCGUGCCAAGACAGGUGGCACCUAUGGUGAUGACCUGGGUGCUGAUUACAACCUCUCCCAGGUGUGCGAUGGGAAGGUGUCUGUGCACAUCAUUGAGGGUGAUCACCGCACCCUGUUGGAGGGCAGUGGCCUAGAAUCCAUCAUUAGUAUCAUUCACAGCUCCCUAGCUGAGCAUCGAGUGAGUAUGCGGGAGGGCUAGACCCUGCCCCCUGCAUAUCCACCCUCCAUACCCACCACCACAGAGCUCCAGUCCCCACGACACCCUGAGUGCAGGAGUUGCGGAGGGUCCUGCUGGUGGGACCCCUGACUCCCCACCAUGGCCCAGACCACCACCUCCACUGGUAGCUGCUAGAAAUGGGACCAUCACAUGUGUCCGUGCCACCCACCAGGGUCCCCAGAGCCAUGACUUGGAGACACCCUGGUCUGUGAAGAGUCAAUGGGGCCAGCAGGAGCUGAGCUGAGCCUUUCCUACCGUGUGGGGUCUGCCACAUGGUUUGGUUUUCUCUGUUGAAAUUCUCAUAUUUAUUGCAUUGCUGGGAAAGAUCCCCUGGCUCAUUCCACACUGAAGGUGGCCGAAGCCACAAGGGACAGACUUCUGGGGAGCACCGCAUCGUUCUGUGUCAGCACACAGCGCACAGGCUGCUGGCUGGAGCCCCUUGGCCAGCCCCUUUUCUGCCUGCUGCAGGGCAGGGUAGGGCACGGAAAGGGCUGGCCCCCAAGGAACAAGGACCCCAGCAGACACUGUAGCCUUCCAUUCUGUCCCAGCACUCCCGGCUGCACCCAUGAUGCAGGGACAAUCUGACCCUGCGGACCGCACCGGCCAUCAUUUGUAUUUGUUUUCAAAAAAAAAAAAAAACCUGAUUGCUGCUGGGUUGGGGCGUUUACUGCGGCUGUCUAAAGAACCUUGUCUGGACUGUUUGCUUUUACACCAACUUGGUAAAAAUAUGCUCUGGAUGCUGUUCUUCCCCGAUUAAACUGCACGUGAGCACUG
This is a messenger RNA of Jaculus jaculus (lesser Egyptian jerboa), 8456 nucleotides long. RefSeq names its product fatty acid synthase (gene Fasn). The record is from RefSeq and is a predicted model, not a curated record. The transcript has 43 exons. Gene Ontology annotation, biological process: fatty acid biosynthetic process. Bases 162 to 7664 code for a protein of 2500 amino acids. Gene Ontology annotation, cellular component: cytoplasm. NCBI's taxonomy places the organism in Eukaryota, Metazoa, Chordata, Mammalia, Rodentia, Dipodidae. Gene Ontology annotation, molecular function: oxidoreductase activity; phosphopantetheine binding; fatty acid synthase activity.